AUGGCCGAUUGGAAUUUAAAAAACGUGUUGGUGGUCUCCUUGGGCUUUUUGUCCCUUUUCACGGCUUACGGAGGCCUGCAGAGCCUACAGAGCAGCCUGAAUGCGGAGCAAGGGAUGGGCGUAGCGUCGCUGAGUGUCAUUUAUGCCUCCAUUAUCAUCUCCUCCAUGUUCCUGCCUCCCAUCAUGAUCAAGAACCUGGGCUGCAAAUGGACCAUUGUGGCCAGUAUGGCCUGUUACGUCUCCUACUCCUUUGGAAACCUUUACCCUGGAUGGUACACUCUUAUGCCCACCUCUGUGAUCCUGGGCUUGGGUGGCUCACCUCUGUGGUCUGCUAAAUGCGCCUACUUAACCAUCAUUGGUAACAUCCAAGCCUCCAAAGUAGGAAAGAAGGGCUCACAUGUCAUCAACCAGUACUUUGGGAUCUUUUUCUUUAUCUUUCAGUCGUCUGCUGUCUGGGGAAACCUCAUGUCUUCGCUCAUAUUCGGGCAGGAUACUAAUAUAGCUGACAUCCCGCCGGAGCAGCUACAGAGUUGUGGGGUAGCAGGGUGUGAUUUUCACAUCACUGGCAACAGCAGCACCACUAGACCGGCAGAAAAACUAGUCUGGACACUGGUUGGAUGCUACAUUGGCGUGGGCGUGCUGGCCAUGAUCAUUGUGGCAGUGUUUUUGGAAAACAUCGACCGGGAGCAGACCGAUGAGUUCCGUGGGAACAGGGAGCCCUUCUGCCAUACAUUUCUGUCCACAUUCCGGUUGCUGAGAGACUGGAGGAUGGUGACCCUGAUUCCUCUCACCAUGUAUAGCGGCUUUGAGCAGAGCUUCCUGUCUGGGGAGUACACCAAGAACUAUGUGACGUGUGCCUUGGGUAUUCAUUUUGUUGGGUUUGUGAUGAUAUGCUUUGGAGCAACCAAUUCUGUCUGUUCCAUUGUUUUUGGCAAGCUGGCUGAGUACACUGGGAGACCUCCCCUCUUCUUCCUUGCGGCGCUGACCAACUUUUGCUGUAUCCUGGCUCUGUUGUUCUGGAAACCUCAUCCUGACCAGAUGGCCGUCUUCUUCGUGUUCCCAGCUCUUUGGGGCAUGGCAGAUGCUGUAUGGCAAACCCAGACAAAUGCGCUCUAUGGAAUCCUCUUCCCCCGGGCUAAAGAGGCUGCGUUUGCCAACUACCGCAUGUGGGAGUCUCUGGGAUUCGUCAUUGCCUUCGCCUACAGUACUUUUAUCUGCUUGGAGACCAAACUAUACAUUCUGCUGGCUGUUCUACUGCUGUCAAUGUUUACUUACCCCAUUGUGGAUUACAAUGAAUACAAGAACCCCACAGCACCCAUUGAUGAGGCCCCCUACGCCAAACACAACGAAACCAAUGAUACAGAGGACAAGAACAUUGUUGCUCAGACCUGUCUCUAGAAACCAUGUUGGUUUGCAUCUUUUAAUGGAUUUUCCAUUUCUCAGUCUAGCUUGGUCACUUGACAUUGGAUGUAUUUCAUUUUUUCAAUAAU
Messenger RNA from Lampris incognitus (smalleye Pacific opah), 1490 nucleotides. It is a transcript of the gene unc93a, whose product is annotated as unc-93 homolog A. The transcript is spliced from 8 exons. The record is from RefSeq and is a predicted model, not a curated record. Bases 1 to 1398 code for a protein of 465 amino acids. Lineage: Eukaryota; Metazoa; Chordata; Actinopteri; Lampriformes; Lampridae.